AUGCAGCAGCAGCAGCAGCCACCCCCUCGCUGCCACCCACGGCUGCGUGCGACCCGCAGCCUGGACCCCGGGCUGUCGGGGGCCCUGGGAGGGGGUGCCCCGGGAGGGGGUCCCCUCUGCCGCUCGGAUGCCCUCUCCUCGCUUCACCUCGCCGCCUCCCUGGGACCCCAGACAGACCCCCGCGCACAGCCCACGGGGGUCAGCUUCGACGGAUGGGUGAUCGUGGAGGGCCAACCUACGUCACGAUCAGCCGAGUCCCCCCACACUUCCCGCGGGCACAGGGGAUCUGCGGAAGACUCGGGCUCUAAGAGGGAGGAGGCCGGUGCAGGGGCUCGCAAGAAGCGGUGGAGUUCCCUGCAUGGGCCCAGGAGAGAUGGUGGAGGGGUACCGGGGCCCGAGGGAGAAGCAGAGGCACGCAGGAAGCGAUGGAGUUCCCUGCAUGGGCCCAGGAGAGAUGGUGGAGGGGUACCGGGGCCCGAGGAAGAGACGGGGGCUCGCAAGAAGCGGUGGAGUUCCCUGCAUGGGCCCAGGAGGAAUGGUGAAGGGAUGCAGGGACUGGAGGAGGAGACGGGGGCUCAGAGAAUGAUAUGGAGUUCUCUGCAUGGGCCGGGGAAGGAUGGUGGGGAGAUGUGGGGACCCGGCGGUUCCUCGGAGAGAGAAUCCUCCUGCUGGCUUGUGUCGCCUGGGGUGAGUCCACACGUGUUUGUGUGUGUGUGUGUUCGUACGUGCGUGUCUGGCAGUUGUGGGGAGCGGUGGGGCAACGGUUAGCACACUACGCUAAAAACUUGGCGACACGCUCAUGGCCAACACCAGGGACGAUUAUCUGAACCGGUCCUGGGCCUUCCCUAGGUUCACUCGGCCUCAAAUGACUACCUGGUGCGAUGCGUACACAUCGCAGAUUGGGAGGCAGUCGACUGGACGUGGUGCUGGCCACCCACCUCCUCGUGUGCCGAGCCGGCCUUCAUGGGUGCUCGCAAACAGCACUUGCCCCAAAAGCCUGCUAAGGUUAUACGGGCUAUCUUUUCCUUUGUUUUUGUGCGUCAGUUAUAGGUACCAGACGUCCGAGUUUGGCCGGUGCAGUGCCGGUGUCAGUGUGUCCUGGCUCUGAAGUAUGUGGGAGAAUCCUACAUUUGUGCCAGGUUUCAUGAUUUCUAACCUCAUGCUAUUCCAUUCUUGUUCAUGUCAAAACGUUCAGCAGCUAAAUACGAAUGUCGAGGUCUGCUCGCCACGACGAGAGGGCUUCAGGAGAGAGUUCGUGUAGUUGUGCUGUUCCUCCUGGAUUGAGGGAGCACACCGACUACGAUGGUUUACUAUAUGGUCCAUAGAUUGGGUUCAUGGCCACAUCCGCACUCCUGUAGCUUGACUUUAAUGUUCCAUUUAAUCAGAAU
Messenger RNA from Petromyzon marinus (sea lamprey), 1388 nucleotides. The record is from RefSeq and is a predicted model, not a curated record. Lineage: Eukaryota; Metazoa; Chordata; Hyperoartia; Petromyzontiformes; Petromyzontidae.